GCACAGUAUUGACAGUACAACGAGCGGCCGAGCGCGCCCGACCAGGUGGUCGUCGGCGACGACUUGUACUCCACCCUUGUUUUCUCCGCCCCCAAUCGCGCUCGCCGUCAGGAAGGAGAGCGCGUGGAGUGGAGAUGCAUCUGAGCGCGAACGAGGGGAUCGAGGGCGUGCGGUUCGCGGUGACGGGCGGGCAGGGCUUCGUCGGCGCCGCCCUCUGCCUCGAGCUGCUCCGCCGCGGCGCCCGCGAGGUCCGAUCCCUCGACCUCCGCGCCGCCUCCCCCUGGUCCCAGCAGCUCCUCAACGCCGGGGCCCGCCUCUUCCAAGGAGACGUUAGAAAGAAGGAUGAUGUCGGAAGGGCUUUCCACGGCGUAGACUGUGUUUUCCACCUUGCUUCUUAUGGCAUGUCAGGGAAGGAAAUGGUGCAGGCUGGGAGAGCGGAUGAGGUCAAUAUAAACGGGACCUGCAAUGUACUGGAUGCUUGCCAUGAGCAUGGCGUCAGGAGGCUUGUGUAUGUAAGCACAUACAAUGUGGUGUUUGGAGGAGAGCCAAUUGUAAAUGGAAACGAGGCAUUGCCUUAUUUUCCCAUUGAAGACCAUGUUGAUGCUUAUGGUCGCAGCAAAUCAGUUGCUGAACAAUUGGUCCUGAGGAGUAAUGGGCGGCCAUCUAAGGGUAAUAAAAGUACCUGUCUUUAUACAUGUGCCAUUCGCCCCGCUGCCAUCUACGGGCCAGGCGAAGAGCGACAUCUUCCAAGGAUCCUGUCCCUUGCAAAGUUGGGAUUAGCAUUCUUCAAGAUUGGGGGCUCAGAUGUGAAAACAGAUUGGGUCUAUAUAGAUAAUCUUGUUCUUGCUCUGAUAUUGGCAAGCAUGGGACUUUUAGAUGACAUUCCUGACAGAAAGGGUACUCCUGUAGCAGCUGGUCAGGCGUAUUUCAUCUGCGAUGGAUCACCUGUCAAUACUUUUGAAUUUAUCAUCAACCCUCUGUUCCAGAGUUUGGAUUAUACAGUUCCUCAAGUUACGUUGGAUACCUCAGUCGCCCUUGCCAUUUCAAGGAUAUGUUUAUUCAUGUCUACACUAUUCUAUCCAUGGCUAGAUAGUAAAUGGAUCCCUCCGCCUCUUAUUCUUCCUGCUGAAGUAUAUAAGGUGGGUGUCACACACUACUUUUCAUUCUUGAAAGCUAGAGAGGAACUCGGCUAUGUAUGUAUGGUGAGCCCUCGGGAAGGCUUGGCUGCAACUAUCUCCUAUUGGCAGGAGCGGAAGAGAAGAGAACUAGAUGGCCCGACCAUAUUUACUUGGUUGGCUGUAACGCUUGGGAUGUUGGCUGUGUUUUCUGCUGCUUGUCUUCCACCAGUCGGCCUGUUGAAGUGGAUCCUUGACAUCCAUUUGUUUGUUUUUCGCUCGAUGUUGGUGAUUCGGCUAGUCUUUGCGGGAGCUGUUGCAUUGCAUUUUGGUGAAGCCGUGUAUGCCUGGUUUUUGGCGAAGAAGGUUGAUCCAAGGAAUGCUACAGGGUGGUUUUGGCAAACCUUUGCUCUAGGGAUCUUCUCCCUCCGGUAUUUGCUCAAGAGAGCGAGAGGGUAGAUUUUUGUUGUACUUCAUAUACUCAUGUGAAGUUUUGUAAUAGUGAUUUCCAGUGCGAUUCCUAUUAUUGAGUAGUUGUACCCACCAAAUGGUUCCUUACUGCUGUAAAAAUUGCCCAUUAUGAGGUUUGUGUAAUAUCCGUGAUAGGAUCGGGCAGAGCCCAGCCACUUCUAUAAUUGAAGUUUUACACGAGUUUGGCAUGAAAGCAAA
Messenger RNA from Phragmites australis (common reed), 1784 nucleotides. RefSeq lists its product as uncharacterized. Gene Ontology annotation, molecular function: 3-beta-hydroxy-Delta5-steroid dehydrogenase (NAD+) activity. The transcript is spliced from 5 exons. Lineage: Eukaryota; Viridiplantae; Streptophyta; Magnoliopsida; Poales; Poaceae. The coding region runs from base 135 to 1574 and encodes 479 amino acids. Gene Ontology annotation, biological process: steroid biosynthetic process. The record is from RefSeq and is a predicted model, not a curated record.